UUUCGGCUUUGUGUYGACACAGACUCCUCCUCUGACACCUUUUCAAUCAUUAAAACCAACUAGAGGAGAGUCCACGGUCAGAUUCUCCUCCGAACGAGCAAGAAAAACCACUCGCUGCUCCGGUCCAGACAAACAGGCUCUCAUCGGUAAAGACAGCGACAGAUCUUCAGGAUGGUGUCAGGMGGAAGACAAAUUCUGGGGAUGGCUCUGGCCCUCAUCGGCUUUCUGGGAGCCAUCAUCAUUUGUGGUCUCCCCACCUGGAAGGUCACAGCCUUCAUCGGCGCCAACAUCGUCACUGCUCAGGUCAUCUGGGAGGGUUUGUGGAUGAACUGUGUGACUCAGAGCACGGGCCAGAUGCAGUGCAAGGUCUACGACUCCCUGCUGGCCUUGCCUCAGGACCUGCAGGCCGCCAGAGCUCUCGUCGUCAUCGCCAUCAUUGUUGCCAUCAUCGGUAUCCUGCUGGGCGUGGUGGGUGGCAAGUGCACCAACUUCAUCACGAAAGAGGAUCAGAAGGCCAGAGUGGCCGUCGCCGCCGGAGUUGUCUUCAUCAUCGCAGGCGUUUUGGUGCUCGUCCCCGUCUGCUGGACCGCCCACACCAUCAUCCGGGAUUUCUACAACCCAACCCUGCUCAGCGCUCAGAAAAUGGAACUGGGAGCAUCCCUSUACAUCGGAUGGGGCUCCGCUGGCCUGCUGGUGCUGGGAGGGGCCCUCCUCUGCAGCUCCUGCCCCAAGAGUGAGGAGAGGUACGACAACUACGAUGUCCGGUACUCCAAGGCUCAAUCUGCAGCGAGCCCCAAGGAAUACGUYUAGGUCUUUAAAUAAAAUAGACAUUUUAAGUUUGUUUUAAAAAUGUUCCAGGUGGAAAACACAAAUCUGUAAAUUAAAUGCCUCCUUUACCGUUUGACUCACUGUCACACGUGUUGUAAAAUUUGCAAUGUUGUGAUUUUCUAUUCAUAAAUGUAUAUAGACUUUCAGUGUUUUUUUUACUAAGCACUUUUAUGGACAAUGUUUUUGAGGUGUUUUCUCAGACUUGUAAAUGUUUUUCUCCUUAAAAACUGCUAUAUUUGAACUUUAUUGAUGUAAAUGUUACUUCAAACCCUGAUUUUUAAACACUAAUUUCUCUCUCUGCAAGUUAAUUGAACAUUGAUGAAUAUACUGUAUAAUCACUACAUUAGCUGCUUCUAUUUUCCUGUUUUAUUUUGAUCGAUAAUUUGUAUCUUUGUCACUGUAAAAUCAUUGGUUGUGGCACUUUUGUCUUAAAGUUAGAUGUAUUUUUUUAUUUUGUUUCUUUUUCUAACAUCAAGAACAAUUACAGUAAUAGAGAAGAAAACAGAGAAGUUCUGUUCAUCUGGUUUUGCAAGUGAUCAUAAAAUAAUCUUUACAAACAGGUUUAGUGACAUGUGGCUUGCCAGCCAAUCAAACAGCAACUGAAUGAUAAUCUUGUGUUUAAAUAGUUAUUUUUGUACUUUUCAGAAAUUAAAAAUGCAGUUUACAACAAA
Messenger RNA from Austrofundulus limnaeus, 1499 nucleotides. Its product is annotated as claudin-4. Gene Ontology annotation, cellular component: bicellular tight junction; membrane. Gene Ontology annotation, molecular function: structural molecule activity. The record is from RefSeq and is a predicted model, not a curated record. The transcript has a single exon. Bases 172 to 810 code for a protein of 212 amino acids. Lineage: Eukaryota; Metazoa; Chordata; Actinopteri; Cyprinodontiformes; Rivulidae.